This is a messenger RNA of Psammomys obesus (fat sand rat), 987 nucleotides long. Its product is annotated as olfactory receptor 2B11-like. The transcript has a single exon. Gene Ontology annotation, molecular function: olfactory receptor activity; G protein-coupled receptor activity. Gene Ontology annotation, cellular component: membrane. Lineage: Eukaryota; Metazoa; Chordata; Mammalia; Rodentia; Muridae. The coding region runs from base 1 to 987 and encodes 328 amino acids. Gene Ontology annotation, biological process: G protein-coupled receptor signaling pathway. The record is from RefSeq and is a predicted model, not a curated record.
AUGGCUAUAAUCAAUGAAAGCUACCCAAAAGAAUUCAUCAAUGAAAGCCACCCAAAAGAAUUCAUUCUACUGGGCUUUGCUGACCAUCCUUGGCUGGAACUCCCUCUCUUCAUUAUUCUUCUGGUAACAUACCCCAUGGCUUUGAUGGGAAAUAUUGCCAUUAUUCUAGUGUCCACCUUAGAUCCCCGUCUCCACAGCCCCAUGUAUUUCUUCCUCACAAAUCUCUCCUUUCUGGACAUGUGCUAUACCACAAGCAUUGUGCCUCAGAUGCUGUUUAACCUGGGAAGCUCUAGAAAGACUAUUAGUUACAUUGGAUGUGUUGUUCAACUUUAUGUCUUCCAUAUAAUGGGAGGCACAGAAUGUCUGCUUUUGGCAAUUAUGUCCUUUGAUCGCUAUGUGGCUAUCUGCAGACCUCUUCACUACACCCUCAUCAUGAAUCAGCGAGCCUGCAUCUUGUUAGUGUCUAUCAUGUGGCUGACUGGAGUGAUCUUUGCUUUUUCAGAGGCUACACUUACAUUACAAUUGCCAUUGUGUGGCACUCAUAAACUGGAUCACUUAUUGUGCGAAAUUCCAGUUCUCAUAAAAACUGCCUGUGGCGAAAAGGAGGCUAAUGAGCUGGCACUUUCUGUGGUAUGCAUUUUCAUACUAGCUGUUCCUCUAUGCUUGAUUCUUGCUUCUUAUGUUAAUAUUGGAUGUGCUGUAGUCAGAAUUAAAUCUUCUGAAGGAAGGAGAAAAGCCUUUGGAACAUGUUCUUCUCAUCUCAUUGUAGUUUCCUUAUUUUAUGGUCCAGCCAUUAGCAUGUACCUUCAGCCUUCUUCAUCCAUCACAAGGGACCAACCCAAGUUCAUGGCUCUCUUUUAUGCAGUGAUAACUCCUACACUGAAUCCCUUCAUCUACACCCUACGGAAUAAGGAUGUAAAGGGGGCCUUAAAAAAGCUGCUGAGAAACAUUUUCAGUUCAAAGUGGAAGUUCAUUGAUAUCAAGUGA